Messenger RNA from Talaromyces proteolyticus, 1272 nucleotides. Its product is annotated as major facilitator superfamily domain-containing protein. The record is from RefSeq and is a predicted model, not a curated record. Gene Ontology annotation, biological process: transmembrane transport. Gene Ontology annotation, molecular function: transmembrane transporter activity. The transcript has 7 exons. Gene Ontology annotation, cellular component: membrane. Lineage: Eukaryota; Fungi; Ascomycota; Eurotiomycetes; Eurotiales; Trichocomaceae. The coding region runs from base 1 to 1272 and encodes 423 amino acids.
AUGGCACAUGUCCAUAGAUCCUUCAAGCGGAGAUGGAUCGGCCUUAUACAGCUCGUGCUUUUGAAUAUUAUAACAACAUGGGAUUGGGUGUCCUUCGCAGCAAGCGCUGGCAUAUCAGCUGAGUAUUUCGGCGUUUCAGAAUCUGAUACCAACUGGUUAAGUAUAGCGUUUUUAGGCGGAUUCUGUGUAUUUGCACCAGGAGUCAUUUAUUUAGUCCCAAAAUUCGGAAUUAGGUCAUCAUGUCUCGCCGCGGCUAUCCUCUUACUCGCGGGAAACUGGAUUCGAUACGUAGGGGCUGUGGCUCGAGAGGGGGGUAUAUUCGGGUUGGUAAUGUUCGGUCAGAUCUUGAUUGGUAUUUCGUCUGCAUUUGUUCUACCAAUUCCGACAUCAUAUAGCCAAAUAUGGUUCACCGAGAAAGGUCGCGUUAAAGCUACUGCGGUUGCGACAUUGGCUAGCCCUUUAGGUGCUGCUCUGGGACAACUCAUCUCUCCCUUAUGGAUGAACAGUGCCGGCGAUGUUCCACGAAUGAUUUUAUGGACCUCAAUCCUCAGUUCUAUUUCAUCGAUACCGACGAUUUUCGUCCCAGACACCCUGCCAGCUCGCGGCCCUUCUUCCGCGGCCGCAGUUUUGGGGUCGAAACAACAACUGUCAUUACUCAUACACUCCUUACAAUUCUGGUUCCUAUUUAUUCCAUUUUCUGUCUAUGUGGGCCUUUUUAAUGCUUUGACCACACUCCUUGACCAAAUCCUCGGACCUUACGGCGCCACUGAAAGCGAAGCAGGUAUUUGCGGUGCAAUACUUAUAGCAUCUGGUAUCGUUUCUGCCAUCAUAGUGUCGUUACUUGUAGAUAUAUCGCAGUCUCAUGUUUUGGUUAUCAAAGCUCUCAGCCCUAUCAUCGCUAUUUGCUAUUUAAUAUUCAGGUGGAUUCCGGAUCUAUCACCGAUAAUGGGAGCGUACAUUGUGUCGGGCAGCCUCGGUGCCGCCUCUUUUGCCCUUGUACCGGUCGUUUUGGAAUGGUUGGUUGAUGCGACCUUCCCGGUAGGGGCAGAGUUUACCAGCACAAUUUGUUGGAUUGGAGGACAGUUCAUGGGUAUCGUUUCAGUGUUAGUUAUGAAUGCUUUCAAAGAGGAUGGUAAUGCUGCUCCUCCAUAUAACAUGAAGCAGGCGCUUACUUUCCAGGCUGUAUUAGGCGCCGUUGUCUGUCCAUUACCGAUGCUUGUUGGGGUAUUCGGUGGCCUCGCUGAGAAUAGGAGACAUCAAGCAGGGGUGUGA